Molecule: messenger RNA, 774 nt
Organism: Mesitornis unicolor (brown roatelo)
Lineage: Eukaryota; Metazoa; Chordata; Aves; Mesitornithiformes; Mesitornithidae
Gene: CCDC172
Product: coiled-coil domain containing 172
Exons: 8
Coding region: 1-774 (257 amino acids)
Cellular component (GO): cytoplasm
Source: RefSeq, a predicted model, not a curated record
AUGAACCUGGAUGCUUUGUUCCAGCAAAUACAGCUCACAGAGAAGCAGGCAGGGGAAAACAGGCGCCUCAUCCAACAAGUUAAAUUCGACAUAAACAGAAGUUAUGAGAAAAUUAACCAAAUAAAAGAAGAGCUGAGCACAGCAAAAAUGAAAUUAGAAUCUAAGGUUCAGCAUCUGUUUGAAAAACAGUCCCACUUAGAAAUUAUGAGGAAACGUGAAGACAACUUAGAAAAACAGAAAGCUGAACUUAUUAAUCAAAAAAGCAAUCUUCUUAAAAUCUUGACAGAUGCAAAGAGAAAAAUGACUGAAGAGGAAUAUAAUUUUACUAGAGAAAUAACAGAGUUUAACAAUGAGUAUGGACUAACAAGUAAUAGAGAUUUUCUGAUUAAAAAAAAGGUCAAGAUUGAAAUAAAUGAUUUAGAGAAUGAGGCAGCUCUGUUAAAAAGUGAAAUUGAGUCAAUGGAACAUAAAAAUGUUCAGUUAAAUGCACUUCAGCUGCAGAAGAGUGAAUUAAAGCAGUCUUUAUUUAACCUGCAAACCGAACUCAAAGACCUUGAGAAAGUAAUCAAGGAGGCUGAAAGAACGACAAAAGAUUUAGAAGCAGAAAAAGUCCAAGUCACUGAAAAACCUCAGACUGAUCCUGAAUGUUUAAGGCUUAAGAAAGAAUUGGAAAAUUACAAAGAUGAUGACUGGGAAAGUAUCUAUGAGACUCUUCGAAUAGAAAUUGAAAUUCUGCAGAUGAACCUAUCACAAAAAAAGUCUUCAGAGAAGUGA